AGUGGACAACAGUGAGGAGUUUUUGCGGAGUGUGGUAAGUGCUGAGCUUAUUCAGGUGGAGGUGAGCCCAGGAUGCUAAGAGAUCACCUGACAGGUGCCACCCAUCAGGCCAGAGGGUGGAGGUCAUGGCCCAUGUAGUAGGGUGGUGCUCAUCAUCUCCUUGCUCGCAUUCCCCCAUAAAAUCCUUACUCCUAAGCCCUCUUGUCCCCUGUGUGCCUUGUUCAGAGUUAAUUGAACCAUACCAGACAAUUGAGCCUGGAGCAGUGGUUCUCAGGUACAGUUCUUGGAGCACCUGCCGAGCACCUCUUUCCUGAGGAAAUGGCCUCUGGAGUUGUCCUGCAUGGAAAGGGGCAUUUUUCACAUAAGCACUUGGUGACUCUUCAGUGCACCUGAGUUGGAAAGCCACUGCCUUAGAAGAAAGCAGAUGGCAGCACUUUUCAGAUUCGGAAUUUGGAUGAAGGGAUGCUGAUGAAUCUGUCAGGGAGGUGAGGCAGGCGGGGGGCUGGGACAGUGUCUUACUCCCUGUGCAUGUUGAAGUGGAGAAUAUCGGUCUGCUGAAAGGGGCAGGAGAAGGGAUCAGACAAGAAGAAAGGAGAGACUGCACACCAUGCUGCCCCUGGGAGAGAAGAGUAGCCUCCUCGGUUCCUGAUGUCAAAGUCCUCAAUCCCAGGCCCCUGUACGUGAGGAGAGCUGGGUCACAUGUCUGUCAAGACCUCUUACCAGAAGGAGAGUCACCUUUUUUGCCGCUGAUUGUUUUUGCAGUUUAUAUACAUCUUGUCCACUUAGGACCCACUUGGUGUCCUUCUUGGUAGGCGUGGCUGUUGCCAUGGAGAAGCUGUCCUGGGGAAGUGGGGGCCGAGUGGGUAGAGCAGUUAUGCUUUUGAUUGGCCAGACUCGCUGUCCCAGGAAGAGGUCACCUGGCAUCUGGUCUGCCCCAGCGAGGGUGAGGUAAUACAUGCUCAUGGUAAAAAAUAAAAAUAAAAACUAAAAACAAAAGGAGACUAUACAAUGAAAAAGUACCUUCGUUUUGACUCAGUUCCUGUGGAUAGCUGCUUGGUCUGACGUUCCAGAAAGGAUCCUGUUUCCUGACAGCCAGAGACUCGCACCAGGGAGGCCAUCAGCCCUAAGGAGUGCCAGCCUUGGGUACGAGAGAGGCCAGAGAACUGCCAGGCACUGCCCCUGUGCUAGAGCACUGCAAGGAGAUGCACCAGCCCGACGACGACAGCAGCAGCGACAUGACCAGUGACGAUGAGAUGAGCCCCAACAGAGGAGCCCCACCACCUAGACCAGGCCGCUCGUCCAGCAGUGACCGGGAGCGGGAAUGGGACCGGAGGGGCCGGAGCCGAGACACGGAGCUUCGAGACCGCUGGUUGUACACCAGGAGCCCUAGAAGCAGGCUGCCUCAGCGGGAUCUUUCCCUUCCUGUGAUGACGAAAAGAAGAUUUGGAAUUGAAAGAGAUGACAGGGACUCGAUGGAUUAUGAGUCCCGCUCCCAGGAUGCGGAAUCAUACCAGAAUGUCGUGAACCUCAACCAGGACAGGAAACCUCAGAACCCAGUCCAGGACAACAUGGAGAACUACAGGAAGUUGCUCUCUCUGGGGGUACAACUUGCUGAAGAUGACCGCCAUUCCCACAUGACCCAAGGCCACUCAUCAAGGUCCAGGAGAAGUGUCUACCCAAGCACCAGCCGAGGUCUGAAAACCAUGCCUGAAGCCAAGAAGCCCUCUCACCGGCGCGGAAUUUGUGAGGACGAAUCUUGCCAUGGAGUGAUAAUGGAGAAGUUCAUCAAGGAUGUGUCACGUGGCCCCAGAUCAGGAAGAGCAAGGGAGCUGGAGGAUCGGCCACAGAGGCUCCCCAGAAUGCCAGAUGAUACCUGGAAGGACGCUGCCUUCAGCAGGAGGGAGUCAGUGAUCCAGGAGAGGGGUUCUGAAGGGAGUGCCUUCAGGGGGGGCUUCAGGUUCAACUCAAGCCUUGUUUCCAGAAAGAGAGUUCUAGAAAGAAAAAGGCGCUAUCAUUUUGACACAGUCCAUGAUCAUAAUGGCUGUGCCAGAAAGAAGCCCUUUGACUGUGGCAGUGAGAUGAGAAAGGCCAUGAGCAUGAGUAGCCUAAGUGGCCUCGGCUCCUCCUCCUAUUCCGAGUCACAGUCAGUGGACUUUGGGUCCAUGGCGUAUGUGUGUGAUGAGUGUGGGCGGUCAUUCAGUGUCAUCUCAGAGUUUGUUGAGCACCAGAUCAUGCACACCAGAGAGAACCUCUAUGAGUAUGGGGAGUCCUUCAUUCACAGUGUGGCAGUCAGUGAGGUUCAGAAAGGUCAGGGUGGAGGGAAACGCUUCGAGUGUAAGGAGUGUGGGGAAACCUUCAAUAAGAGUGCUGCGCUGGCUGAGCAUCGGAAGAUCCAUGCUAGAGAGUGCCGUGCAGAGCGCAGGGAGCAGGAGCACGAGGAGACCGUCAUGCCUAGCCCAACCUUCAGUGAGCUUCAGAAGAUAUAUGGCAAAGACAAAUUCUAUGAGUGCAGGGUUUGUAAGGAAACCUUCCUUCAUAGUUCCGCCCUGAUUGAGCACCAGAAGAUCCACAACAGAGGGAAUUUUGGAGAAGACAGAGAUAAUGAGCGUGAGCCUGAGCGUGAACAUCGGGAAACUUUCAUGCCCAACGCAGCCCUGAAGGAAUUUCAGAAAAUGUAUGAUAAGGAGAGGAUCUAUGAGUGUAAGGUUUGUGGGGAGACCUUCCUUCAUAGCUCAUCCCUGAAGGAACAUCAGAAAGUCCACACCAGAGGAAACCCAUUUGAAAACAGAAGCAAAGUGUGUGAGGAAACCUUUAUUCCUGGUCAGUCCCUUAAAAGGCGUCAGAAGACUUACACCAAGGAGAAGCUCUUUGCCUUCACAGAUGGCAGGGAUGCCUUCAUGCAAAGCUCCGAUCUCAGCGAGCGUCAGAAAAUCCAUGCUCGGAAGAACUUCUUUGAAAGCAGGGCAUACGAGAAAUCUGUCACUCACAGCACGCCCUUCACCGAGUCUCAGAAGAGUCACACUAUAACAAGACCCCCUGAAGAUGAGGAGGAUGAGAAGGCGUUCACCAUCAGCAGCAACCCUGAUGAAGACCAGCGGGUGUCCACCACAGGGCGAUUCUACAAGAGGUCUGUGAUCCACAGCUUUACCCCUGCUGAGACUCUGAGAAGUCACAGUGUAGCAGGGCCCAGUCAACUAAAAGCAGUCGCAGAGUCCACCAUUCAGAGCUCAGCUGCCGCUAGGAGCGCCUGUGAAGGGAAGGAGCACAAGAGGUCUGUCAUCCAUAGCCUGGCUGCUCCCAGACCCCUGAAACGUCACAGUGGAAAUGGGCAAAAUGAAUGUGAUGAGAAGGGAGAAUCCUCCAUUUAUAUCUCAGACCUUAAUAAUAAGCGACGGAAGAUUGCUGCCAGAGAGAACCCUUCUGAAGCGGGUAAGAAUAACAACUAUAAGGAUUCUGUUAUGCCGAGUGUAUCUCAUGCUGAACCUCAAAGAAGUCUCGCUGGAGAGGGAUCCAGUGAAUUCAAGCAAGAUGCCAAAUUUUCUCUUCCCAGCUCAAAUGUCCGUGAACACCAGAAGGCGCGUGCUAAAAAGAAGUACAUCGAACACAGGGGCAACGAGACCUCUGUAAUCCAUUCCCUACAUUUUGGUGAACUGCAAACAGUUCGCCCUAGAGAGAAGCUGUAUGAAUGUCAGGAAUGUGGGGAGUGCUUUGCUCGUAGCUCUGACCUCACUGAGCACCAGAAGAUUCACAAUAGAGAGAAGCCCUCUGGAAGUAGAAUUUAUGAGCGAUCUGUCAUUCGCAGCUUGGCCCCUACUGACCCUCAGACGAGUUAUGCCCAAGAGCGCUAUGCUGAAGAGCAAGCACGCUACAAACGUAGAGAGUCAGGGCAGAGCUCUGCUUUCAGCAGCUUCUUCCGUGCACGUCAGAACAUCUACACCCAAGAAAAGUCCUCUGGCAAGGCCACCCGAGGUCAGGAGCCCCACAGCAGAGAGACCCGUGCUCGGGAGCCCCACAGAGAGGACACUCAUGCUUGGGAGCCCCAUGGAGAGGACACUUGUGCUUGGAAGCCCCAUGGCGAGGAUACCCAUGCUCAGGAGCCCCACAGAGAGGAAACUCCUGCCCAGGAGCCCUAUGGCAAGGAGAUCUGUGCUCAGAAGCCCCAUGGAGAAGAAACUCCUGCUCAGAAGCCCCACAGAGAGGAAACUCCUGCCCAGGAGCCCCAGGGUGAAGAGACCCGUGGUCAAGAGCCCCCUGGAGAGGAAACUCAUCAUCAGGAGACCCACAGUCAGGAGCCCCACAGUGAGGAGACCCAUGGUCAGAAGCCCCAUGGCAAGGAGCCCCGUGGCCAGGAGCCCCGUGGCCAGGAGCCCUGUGGUCAGGAGCCCCGUGGCGAAGAGCCCCGUGGUCAGGAGCCCCAUGGUGAGGAGCCCCAUGGUGUAGAAGCCCAUGGUGAGGAGACCCACCAUCAGGAGAUGGUUGAAGACACUGUCAUUCAGGGGUCAGAUCUGGAGGAGCCCCAGAAGGAUGACCCAAAUGACACAAUCUAUGAAUGUCAGGACUGUGGGCUGGGAUUUGCGGAUCUCACAGAUCUCACAGGUCAUCAGGAUGUCCACAUCAGAAAGAGUGUUGACAGUAGCAAAGACACAGAGUCUCAAGUUCACGUCCAUUCCAUCAAUGAGUUUUCGAAGGAGUUCACUGGUGAGCAGCUCUUUGAAUGCCCAAAAUGUGGGGAAUCUUUUAUUCAUAGCUCCUUCCUUUUUGAGCAUCAGAGAGUCCAUGAGCAAGACCAGCUGUACUCCAUGAAGGGAUGUGAUGAUGGUUUUAUUUCCCUCUUGCCUGUGAAGCCACGGAGGAAUCGUGCUGCGGAGAGGAAUCCUGCUCUUGCUGGGUCGGCCAUUCGAUGCCUUCAGUGUGGACAGGGCUUCAUUCAUAGCUCUGCUCUCAAUGAGCACAUGAGACACCACAGGGAGGAUGAAUUACUGGAGCAGAGCGAGAUGGCUGAGGAAGUCCUCAUUCAUGGCUUCGCCCUCACCGAGUUCCAGGGAAGUGAGACCGAGGAGAAGCUCUUUGAAUGCACAAUAUGUGGAGAGUGCUUCUUCACUGCCAAAGAACUUGGCGAUCACCACACCAAGGUCCACAAGGAUGAGCCCUAUGAAUAUGGGCCCUCCUACACUCACACUUCAUUCCUUGCAGAGCCCUUCAGGAAACCAAUGCCAUUCUAUGAGUGCAAAGAUUGUGGGCAGGCCUUUAUCCACGACACGGUCCUAACCAAGCACACGGUGUUUCACCCUGAGGAAGAGGAGGAGGAAGAGGAGGAGGAGGAAGAGGAGGAGGAAGAGGAGGAAGAAGAAGCUGCUGCUGCCCAGGAAGUUGAAGCCAAUGUCCUCGUUCCACAAGAAAUCCUGCGAAUUCAGGGGUCAAACAUAGAAGCUGCUGAGCCAGAGGUGGAGGUUGCCGAGCCCGAGGUAGAGGCUGCCGAGCCAGAAGUAGAAGCUGCCGAGCCAAAUGGAGAGGCCGAAGGGCCAGGAGGAGAGGCCGCAGAGCCCCAUGGAGAAGCCGAGCAGCCAAUUGUGGAUGCAGAUGAGCCAGAUGGUGUAGGGAUUGAAGACCCAGAGGAGGGAGCCCAAGGGCCAGAAGGAGAUGCCGACGGGCCUGAGGGCCUAGGAGUGGGAGAUCCGGAAGAGGAGGGUGAAGACGAGGAGAUUGAGGUGGAAGAGCCCUAUGAUGGCUACAAGGAGUGCACAGAGACCUUCCCGUGCAGCGCAGCCUUGGGUGGGCCCCUGAAGGCCCAGGCCAGCAUGGUCAUGCUGGAGCCCGCGGGCGCCCCGGGGGAGUGCUCAGGCUACAUCCAGCGUGCCAGCACCAGCACCGGAGGCACCCAGCCAGCCGACGAGAAGCACUUCAGAUGUGAUGUCUGUGGGCAGCUCUUCAGUGACCGCCUGUCCCUUGCCAGGCACCAGAACAGCCACACUGGCUAAGUGUAAAAGUUGGAAAACCUCCACCUAGAACUGGACCCUUACCCAACACAAGACUAUGAUAAUGUCAGUAGGAAACUUACCUUAGCAUGUGCACACCUGACUUAACAUCAGACAGCUCAGAUUAGCCAGACAGCGUGGAUACUCCUUCAGCCUUAGCUCUCCCCGUGAGCAUCAGCGUCUGCACGGGGAAAGCUAUAGCACAUAUCUUACGUCUAUCCCAGCUACCAGAUUGAGUCAACCCGACAGAUUGGCCCAAUCAUCUGUAAAUGAUGCUCCUAUAACCUAAACAGAAGGUUCCCUGCAGUGUAUAUAAAUGAGCAGAACGUAGCAAAAUGGGGAUCACGUGUUUGGGUUUAAUAUGAUACACAGUUGCAAUUUACUGUGCAGAGGUAUCUCACCUGACACUCUAAUUUUUUGUUCUUGGAGGAGGGAGAGAGCAACAAAGUAGAAUAUAUCUGUAAGUGUCUUUGGUCUCAGAAAGAUUCCUUGUGCAUUAUUUGAACCCCGUCAGUAUCUUUGACUGCUACGUUUCUAAUCUCGUGAAGGUGUAGACAGGAAAAGUAACAUGACUUUAUUCUUUGCUGUUUGAAAAAAGGGGUGAUUUUCGCUUCCUUGUACAGCCAUUUCGUCUGCACCAACACCUUGCGACCUGACGCUGUGUGAGCCUUUACAAUUUAUAGGUUGGCCUUUGUGACCCAGGUCAACCUGUCCCCUUUGUGUGUACCUUGCAGUGGUUCUCGUGCGAAAAUAUUACAAUUUGGGUGUUUUUUUUAAAGUGUUUUUUUUUAAACCAACAUAAUGUGUGUUCAGUAGUGAAUUUAAAAUGUGAUGCUUUUCCCCAUAAAUCCUAAGUCUUUGCCUUUAAAGAAUGGGUUGCAACCAUCACUAGAUCACAGUAGUGCCUAAUGAAGGUUGAGAACCACAGGACAGACUCGCUGCUGUACAUAAGGAAGCAGGCUGACAACCUUUCAUCACUUCUUCUGAAUGCUUCCUGCCUUAAGUGACAAGUAGCAACAUGGCUUGAGUCACCUAUGUGGCAUGUGUGCUGCCACAAGUCAGUUUGCUCCCUGGGUGCCCAGGAGCUAGUAUCCUUAGAUCUUUCUAUUGCUUAAACCUAAUUCUCUUCUUUACCUGACUCUCUAAUCCCAUGUCUAACUUGCAUUUUAAAAAAAUUAAAAAGUGUUAAAAAAAAAAAAAAAAAAAAAAAAAAAAAGCUUCCUUUACAGUUAGCCCAAGCUUAACACGGACUCAGGUUCCCCGGCAGCCUUAAUCUGUUUUGUUUCCAUCUGUUCUUCUCUUCAGGCCUUCUAGGCGCUUCUGACCUAUCCAUAGGUGUCGUGUCGUCCCAUCUCGGUUUUCCUCUUGAUCACACACUGACCUCAGCCUGAGGUCUCCCCUGUCCUGUGCUGUGGACAUCCAGUGCUCCUUUGCUUCUCCCCUCGCAUAAUGGCUAUAUUAAGAAAAUUUUUGGCCUUGAGUUGGCUGGAAAAAAAAAAAAAACUUUAAAAUUUUUAAAAAUUAAAAAAAAAAAAAGCGGAUCUCUAUUGAAGUAAGCAAAAGACAAGCGCAGAUCAUUUGAACAAGCAAAAUUAAAAUAUCCACCGAGGGAAACGUAUUUGAAUCUUACUCUUUUAGAUCCGCAGGUCUAGGGCUCCCGGGGAGUGUGUCCAAGCUGCAGGGAAUGCCAAAGUCUAGGAGGCUGGAGAGCUGAGAGCAAGAAACAGAAUUGAGUAAGCCAAAGAAGGGCAUCCUAGCACACCCGCAGACCCAGGAGACAGAGGGAGCGCCAGAGCAGGGGUGAGGAUGGGUGGGUGGUGUCCUGGAGGCAGAGUGUGGGAAGCUGCACAGAAAGACCCAUAGUCGGAGCAGGCAUCCAGGGAAACGCCCGUGAGGCAUCCCCAGUGAGAGGGCCCUGGACUGGGAUCAGUGUGGAUGUCAUCAGAGUGAAUUUGGGGGUUCAGUGCCAUAGGCGGUGUGAAUCACUAGACCCUUUUCAGAAAGCAACUUGCCAAGAAGGGUGUCUGUUCCAACCUUACGUGUAUGAGAAAUUGGAAACUUAAAUGCCAAACAGUAGACUAAGAAUUAAGUGAACGUAUCUUUGGACUCUUAUGCAGCUGUUUAAAAAUGAUAAUCAUAAAGAGUUAUGUAGCAACAUGGAAAUAUAUUUACGGAAGAUUAAGUGGAGAAAGCAGGACACAAAAUUAUAUUUAUACUACAAUUAUAACUUUAAAAUGUAUGCUUAUAGUCAAAAGCUGUUGUGUUGUUGUACGCUUAUAGUUGAGCAUCAUUUUCUUAACUUUCUUGAAUGUUCUUUAUGGUAGUGCUGUUAAAGUUGAUGAUCACAUUUCCAUUGUGAACAUAAUUGGAAUUCAUCAAACACUUGGAAAACACAAAGUGGAGGAAAAAUUCCAUAUCCCCACCAUCCAAAGACAGAUUCACUCGAAAGCAUCCUGUUUAUUCUUGUUUCUUUACACAGGUUUAUAAUUAUAACCACGUCAAAACGUGUGUUCAAGAUAGCUGUAUGGUACCCUUUUGGAAUUAUGGUUAAAUCCUUUUAUCUUAAUUUUUCCAGUGUUCCUUAUAAUGGUGUCCUGAUAACAUUUAUUGUGUAUGUCUACAUUAUAAGUGUAACAUAUACCCAGAGGAGAAAUUAGAAAACAGAGCAGAAUUGGAAAAUAAAAACGAUUCACACACAUCCCCAGCCCAUGGACUCCGCCAGCAUCUCGGUCCUUUCCUCCACGUUGUUCCAGUGCACAGCCUGUGGGUGUGAUGGUGUUCAAUGUGUGUGCAUCAAAUCAAAAAGUGAAAAAAAAUGUGAAAAAUAAUUAAAUUAGUGUUGUCAUUGUGGGAUUCUGGCUACAUAUUUUGUCUAAAAUUUCUUGAAUAAUCUUUGGUGUUUUGGUGACAAAUUUAAUGUAUGUAUUUUCCCUUUACAAAUAUAAUACAUACUCAUAGAAAACUGGGAAGUUAGUAAAAGAGAAGGAAAUUCACCUGUAUUCCCAAGAAUUGCUGCUGCUAACACGUGGGGCUGUGGUCUGGGGGCUCACGAUACGUCCCCAUGCGUGUCGGAGACGGGAAGACAGAGCGGCUGAGAGCUACAGGUGGUUGUGGGGUUACAGGGAAGCGUGCUGCCUCAGUUUCUCUGAGUGGCCUUUGUCGGUGGUCAGUAGUCCCCUUCACCCCCUACGUUCCCAUCACCCAUGCAGUAUGUGUCCACUAUAGUAAACCUUGACAUUGUGGAAAUGUAGAAGAGAAACUCAUCCAUGUUUCCACCGUCCGACGACUGUGGUCAGCAUCUUGAUGUGUCUUCAUCAUCAUCUUUCUUGUGCACAGGUUUUCGAUUUGUUGAUAUGGUUGUGAUCGUUCUAUCUGUAAUAGUGUCAACAAUAAAAAUAAAGUUAAAAAUAA
Molecule: messenger RNA, 9386 nt
Organism: Marmota monax (woodchuck)
Lineage: Eukaryota; Metazoa; Chordata; Mammalia; Rodentia; Sciuridae
Gene: Peg3
Product: paternally expressed 3
Exons: 12
Coding region: 1203-5978 (1591 amino acids)
Biological process (GO): negative regulation of transcription by RNA polymerase II
Molecular function (GO): DNA-binding transcription repressor activity, RNA polymerase II-specific
Source: RefSeq, a predicted model, not a curated record